Molecule: messenger RNA, 8016 nt
Organism: Musca vetustissima
Lineage: Eukaryota; Metazoa; Arthropoda; Insecta; Diptera; Muscidae
Gene: ocm
Exons: 5
Coding region: 10-8016 (2668 amino acids)
Source: RefSeq, a predicted model, not a curated record
UGCUGCAAUAUGAUAAAAUUCAAUAAACAUGAGUGGACAUUAUUUCGUCGCCUGCAACGGAAACACAAGGUGUCCACCGAAUUUCUACACUAUAAUCUGGCAAAUAUACAAAAAAUCAUAUGGUAUCAAACAUGGCCGCGUAUAAUUAUAAAACGUUUUGCGGUUCGGAGACGGAAUCGAAUCUAUUUGCAACACUAUCGUUUGCGGCGGGUCCUUUUCGAUCAGGCCAAUCGUCGGAUUAUAAAACGUAUGCGGCAAAAUAUUAAACAAUGGUCACGCAGCAUUGUGUUCUAUCGAAAACGUACUCAGGAACCGGAAGAGUAUGUUGAGGAGACAAUUUGUAAAGAGAAAGAGCCCGCUGAGGCUGCUGCUCCAGUCAAUAAUUCCGUCGAUGAUGUCAGUAAACAAUUGAAAGAACAAUUGGAAUUAUUAAAAAGUGGCCGAAGACAAAAGCCGUUGAUUGAGGCCAAUAAUGAAAAUCGGAUUACAACAAAUGAUGUUGUUGAUAGUCGUCAAAAGUCGCCCGAGGAAAGAGCCACCACAAAUAGAACAUCAUUGGAGGAAAAUGUUACAUCAACAACCAGUGGCCACAACGAUUGGCAGAUUAAUUUAGAAUCCACACCAGAAAAACAGUUGGCCACCAUACAGGCAAAUGUACAGCCCAUAAAACUACUGGCAUCGGAUGAAAAAACCGAAAAAAGUCAUCAUGAAGAUGAGAUGAUGGUAUAUGGUCAAAAUAUUGAAAAACCCAUGAAAAGUGGUCUAAAUUUCCUGGACAUGUUAAUGAGUAAAGUGGGCAGUAGUGUUGUUCAGGGCUCAAGACCCUUAGAGCAGACACCAAAUUCAAAUGAUACUCUUACCAACCAGCAACACCAUCACAGCGAACAUUCCUCGGAUUCAUGUGAUGGGUUUUUGGGCUUCGAUGAUAACGAGCGUAUACCCGGCAUGUUAAUGACCCCCAUUGUGCCAAAUUCCAUCAAAAGCAAUAAUUCGAUAUUCGUCAGCGAGACACUCAAUGAAUAUAUGCGUCAAAACGACUUAGAAACCGACUAUAAUAUCGACAAGGAUAAAUCAUUUAAGCGAGUACAAUCUCGGCCAACCGAUUUGGAAGGUCUAAUGACACCAAAAACCCAACCUCCACAUUUGGAUAUGCCAGCUGUACCCGACAACCUGCUACGUUUUCGUACAGUGGCUGAAAGGAAGAAUUAUCUACAGAAAUUUGCCAAAAAUUCCCGCCUAUCAAUUAUCAACAAUGAAGCCUGUAUAUAUCGUGAGCUGCAAAAGCGGAUUCGCUAUCAAAAAUGUAAACCGAAUAGCCAGCAAUUGACAGCCCAAUCGAAUAGUUCAUCAAUGUCGUUUACACGAAAUGGUUGGAUGGCUGCCUCGUUCAUCAAUACCGAAUUUAAUAAAUAUUACUAUCAAAUGUUAGAUGUCGAUGAGGGUAAAUAUAAAGUCAAGCUUAGGGGGGUGCGUGGCAAUAAUGAUGAGUUUCGCAAGAAACCUUAUCUGAGUAAGGUUAAAAAUCCACCCAAAACAUGCCCACGUCUGUGUGUGGAUGAAGAUAUGUGGCAUGAUUUUAAGGUUAUUAAAACGGUAUCGCCCAAAUCAAGAAAACUAAACAAAGAACCCUUGCCAUCGGUGUUCAAACCCUGCCCUCUUUCACACAAAACUUUACAAAAACCCUUAGAUGAUGAUGCUGCUGCUCUGUUAUUGGCCGGUGGCAGUAUGGCUGUGGUACGUAUGCCAACCGUUGAAUUGGAAGUGUUUCCCGAAUGUGGUAAACCCCUCAAUGAAAUUGCCAAACGUUAUUUACAAUAUAUCUUGCCACAUCAUGACAUAUCACGAGAAUGGGCCGAAUUUAGCGUUUCCACGCUAAAACUGCCCGGUUCGCUGAGAGAUGCUGUUAAGGCCGCCACCGAUAGUAUACCUCGGAAAUCAUUUACAUUUGUAAUACCCUACCUAAAUGAUCGUAAUCAUGUACUGGUACGUAGGGUUGUAGAUCGUUCGGAAAAAUUGGAUGAAUCGUUUGAACAAUGUUUAGAUACUGAACUGGUACCAAAGGCCGACUUUACAUUCCGUAAAAAUUUAGAUACCACUGCAGAUGAUGUUCUAUUAACCUGUGCCGAUGUUGUCAGCGAUAUGAUAAAUACUGUCGCCAUUAGCUGUAGUGAAAAUUCAUUUAUCAAAGAUGAUCCGGAUAUGAUGUGUGAAGAAGAGAUUGCCGAUGAUAUAAAAUCACCAUGCGUUAAGACUGAAAAAACAACAAAUCGUCCAUCAUCAGCUGCUUCAAACAGUGGUGAAACCAAAAAGCGUACAAAACAAAAUCGUGUAUUAUUGGAACUAAGGCGUCUUAAUGCAACGAUUAUUGAUGCAGCUGUUAAACCGGAAAAGGAAAAAAAGCCUUGCCAUUUGGAAUAUUGUGCCAUGGGUUGUGUUUGCGAUAGCCUGGCCGAAGAGGCACACGUACGCGAACAUUGUGGCAAAACGAAAUGUAUGUGGGAGUGUACGUGUAAGACAUCAAAUCAAUCAAGGAUAUUACGUCUUGAAACCGAUGGUCGCACAAUAACCACCGAGGAUGCUUUUAUGUUAAGACGUAAGGCCACUGCCCGUUUGGCACGCAUGGAAAAGGAAUUCACAUCCACUGUGGUACUCACCGAAAACGAAACCCUCCUCAUCAAUGAAACGAACAAUGAUAAGAAACGUCGCUGCACUAAGGCACCCAAACGUUAUGAAUACUAUGAAGAUGAUACCGAUGAUGAGUUGUCAAGACAAAAUUCACCCAAAAAGACAGCGCUCACAACCAUCGAUAAUGAGAAAAAUCUAGCAGUUGAAGUAAAGGAGAUACGUGAACCGGUCUAUAUACAAGAUACCGUUUUGGAACAAUUAAAGCAUUGCACCGUGAAUUUGGUGCGAUUGAAAGAUAUGGAUAAUGUGGCGCCAUGGUGUUUAGUACAUAACCUAUAUAAAUGUUUCUGUAAAGGCAAAGCCUUGGAGGGUAAACCAAUGAUAAUUGAAAAGGGAGAAAAUAACACAACCAUCGAACAUGGUGGAGAUAGGGAUCAGCAGCAAACAAUGUUGUUAACACCCACGGAUUAUAAGGCAACAACCACCAAGGCUCGUUAUACCUUUGAAAAGGUGGAGAAGUCAAAAUCGAAAUCUAAAGAUUUAGCAGAGAGUGAAAGUGAGGAAUCGGAGGACAAUGAUUCGUCAUAUGAACAACCAGGUGCGCCAUCAAAAACACAACACACAUUAAAACAAAGGCGCAGUGAUUAUGGGAAACCCAGGAGGAGUUAUAAUACACAUAAAAAAGAGGAACCGGAAAAACGUGAAAAAGAGAAGCCGCCACAAAAAUCGUCUUACGUUAAAGAGAACUCGAAACAAUCGCAAGAACCUGCAUCGGAAAGCCAAACGCAAUCGGAUAAACCCAAACGUAGUUUGGAAGAGGUGCGAGAGCGAUUCUUUGCCCCACGUCCCGAAGGUUGUAGGCGACUAAUACCCAUACCCAGACGUAUGUUUUUGUACUGCAAUCGUAAGAGAAGGAUAAAUGUUUUGAAUUACAUCAAGGAAAAUGAAACGGAACAGACAAGAUUACUACUCAAUGAACACGUAAUGAGAUCCGUAUAUUAUCAUAAAGCAGAUAAUGAAAAAAUGAAAAAACAACAGGAACAACAAGAAGCAAAUAAGGCAGCAAAGGAAAAGGAUUCGCAUGGAGUAGGAGGAGGAAAGACAAAACAACAACAACAAAUCAAUGAUGAAGUAAAGGACCAACCUCAGCCACAUGAUAUUGUUGAUCUCAUAGAUGAUGAUGAUGAAAAUGAGGUUAUUCAGAAAGAGGCGGUGGAUAUGCCAUCAAAACUAAAAAUUACUGCCUCAGCUAUGGAUGAUGAUUCUGCAAUAGUCCAAGAUGCCGUUUCAUCCCCCGAUGCCAUUAUAACAAUGAAAGAAUUUGGUACUUUGUCGGGAUUAAAUAUUGCCGAAUGUAAUGCAUCGGCGGCGGAGGGAACUUCUACAAAUUCUUCCACAGCUCUUAAUAGUCCUGCAGAAAACACCGAAUUAAUGUUGCCCAAAAUAUCGAAUUGUUUUUCAUUAAAUGCCAAGGCAAAUAUCUCAAAAACCUUGACCGGUUCAACGGCAGAUGUACAAAAACUGAAACAGCAUUUGGCAGAUUUAACCUCCGUAACAAGCGUGAAUUCUCCAGUCUUUGCCGCACCUGAUUCUGCUGAUAGUAAUAUGCCAAAUUCAACACUGAUGGAUGUUAACAGCCAACAAACAGACCCAUCCGAUUCCGCCCAGUUAUCCUUGCUAACGGAAAAUGAAAAUGUACGCGAUGUCUACAAUAGCGUUAUACGCACCAUGAAUUCUUUGGUUAGUAAAAAAAUGCAAGACGUCGAUUUUGCUCUGAAGCGUGAAAGUCACAUAAUACCGGCACCGAACACCGAUAUUUUGUGUAUCAUGAAAUGGUCGAAUUUUUUGGAUGCCUUUUGUCGGGGCUUUGCCUUCAUUUGGCAAGUGAAAUCGAAAGAGGGUACCUAUUUGGUGGCAACCAUACGCAAUAUGAUGCCAAUGAUUUGUGGUGCAAUGGGUGUGGUAAAUAUAACAGCGUUAAAACCGGAUCGAGUGCCCCUCAUGGCAAAAAUGCUUUUGCAUAAUGUUCGUAAUGAACACACCACCAAAUUGGCUAUCGUAAUGCAGGGCAAGCUAACAUAUUGGGUGGUAAAGGGAUUCCUUAAAGCGGACCCGGCCAUGGCGUGUAAUAAACCAACACCCGAAACGCAUCCUUCGUUGACAAAGAAAAUAAAUAUUUUGUGCACUUCGUUGGUGAAGCAACGGCAAAAGGAGGAAAAGAAAAAGCAGCAGCAGAUGUUGAAUAAGAAAUCGAAUUUACAAAAUAAUUUGGUGGUGGAAUCCGCAACAAAUGUUAUUGGAGGUGGUGUUGGUGGGAGUGGAAUGAUGAUGUCUGAGUCAGUAACUAUGACUCUGAAUACUCCAAUAACACCACUACCGCCACCAUAUGCCGGCUCCCAUCAAACGUUGCCAAACAUUUUUCAAACACCAAUUUCCACACAGCCACCACAAGCAUGCAAUGUUAUUGGCAUCCCUCCCGUUAUGGGGGGCAAUCAAAUAAUACCCAAUACGCCUGUGAGCAUCAUACCCUCGCCGCUACCCGAUACGAAUCCUCGAAAACGAAAAUUUACCAGUGAUCCGAUUUUAUCAAAUGAAAUAAGCUCCAAUAAAAUGGAUUCGUAUGCCAAAAUGAGUACAAAUAUUGAAUUUCGUAAAGUUACACCACAGGAUGUCAACGAAAUACACUUGCCGCACGACCACAAAGACAAUCACAAAUGGUUGGUCUUGGAUCUGCACAAUGAUUUCUCACACAUCUUUGUGCCAGAUUUUCGUGAUCUCGUGUCAUUGGAUCGCAUACAAAAGGUCAUUAAUUUUGCCAAACAAAAAAAUAAAAUCGUCAAAUUGCAAUUCUUUCAAAACGCGCCCUUCGAUGCCUUCGUUACACCCAAGUCGGGGAGAAAAAUCUAUUUUGGACCUCUCAAUAUGAAUAUGAAACCGCCCACAUUGAUACUUUUGCAAAGUGUUGAUGGCCAAAUGAUGCUAAGGGAAUUAUAUCAAUUGAAACAUGGCAUACAAACUCCAGCGGAUGAGAGGACCAAGGCAUUUUGGCUAUUGCAAAUGAAUGGUCAGACACAUUUUGAAAUUGAGCCAACAUCGACAGCCUACAAUGAGAAUUAUGUUAAAACAAUAGCAAUGGAGAGUGUACAAUCGCCGGAAGAACGGCAAGUGCUUGGCCAGCAGGAUAAUGCAAUGAGAGGAAAUGCUGAGGCGAAUGAUACGGAUGACGAUGAAGAUUGUAUGAUCAUCGAUGAGGUGGAUAAUAAUCCGGCUGCGUCAAGCUCGAAAGCUUCAAACGCCCCUCAUUCCGCUGAAAGCUAUAAAUAUUUUACAAUAUCCUCGGUGGCCAAUGAUUUGCAAAUAACACCAGCCACCACAAUAGCUGCACAACCACCACCCGCCACCACCUCAAAUAAUUCCCUAUUAAAAAUUGCCCAGACAAAUACCGUUAUUCAACCUAUUUUACAAUUACCUCCGGUUGUAAAUCCGGCAGCACAGCAAUCAUUUUUAAAUUUACCAACAAAUAGUAUAAUUAGUGGCGUGGUGACUUUAGCAAAUAACAGCACAGCGACAGCAACGGCAACAGUUGUUCCCACGCAACUUCCUGCACCACCAGCACCAUCAUCAGUGGCAACAUUCUUAGGCACUCCUCCGGCAACAAUACAAAAUAUCAAUCAACUAAGUAAAAAUUCUGCUGCUGCAACUACAACAGUCCUUAAGACCCCCCAAACAUACACAACAAAAGACAUAAUUAUACCAAACUCCUCCAACACUUCCAACACUGGUGCCUCCUCUACAACCUAUACCCAACAACCAAUUGCCCAAAAAAGACGCCGUGUCUCCAUUGUCUGUCAGAAUCCAUUUGAUCGGGUAUCGCAUAAUAUUGCCGUCAGUGCGGUAAUAAAUAAAAUAUUACCCGAAAAUAUCCAAGAUAUACAAGUCGAUCAGCCAUUGAGUACGGUAUCGACAAUUGGUUCAACAACAAUUACCAAAUUAAGUGAUAACAUUACACAUUUAAAUGCUGCUGCUGGUGGUGGUGGAACCACAACAACAUUCUCUAAUAUCAGCACUAAAUUACCCACUGCACCACCACCCACGCCUCCGUCGAAUGCAAAUACAAAGCCAUCAAAACCGUUGGUGUUCGAUGUUAGCUUUGUGGAUGGUGAUGAGGAACCGGCUGCUUCUAUUGUUAUAAAACCCAAUAGUUCGCCUCAGAAAUCUGCUGUUGCCGCAACAACACAUAACAUGUCAAUUUCUCAAACGCUCACGAGCUCAACAAUAACAACAAAUACUACAGGCGGCGGUGGAGUCGGCAUUCCAUCUGCAAAAUUCUGUAUAAAAAGUGCACGUGGGGUUCCAUAUAAAGUUGUUAAAAUACCCCCAUCAUCAUUGCCGGUAAUGACGUCCAGCUCUGGGUAUAGCAAUGCUCAGCUACAAAAUAGAUUGGUAUAUAGUAGUAAGGUGAAUAAUAGUAAUAUUACCACCAACACCACAACAACAACAACAACAAAUAUCGGUUCUCCCUCCUCCAUUGCAUUGCAGCAACCAAAGAAAGUUUUAAAUACAACGAAUCCCAUUAAAAUCAGUGGUAUGUCAUCAAUUGGUUCGCCAAGUGCCACAAUACAAUUAAUUCCCUCUGGCUCAGUGAGGAUUGCUGCGACCAAACAACCACCACCAUUAUCUUUGCCAUCAACAGGUGUUGCUUCUCAAACUCAAACAAUUCAGACCUCCUCUGCGGCAAAAUCUCUAACCAUUGCUGCACUACCAAAAGUCACAGCUACUACUGGGUCUGGGACAUCAUCAACAACAGCAACAAGUGUUACAUAUUCAAAACUACAACCUGCCAUUAGCACCACCACCAGUGCCCAGACAUCCACAACAAAUAUUAAUCCAGUAACAUCGCCAAUUACUUCAUCUACAGCUACCAAUAGCACCUCAAAUUCUGGAUUGACCAUAACAAGUGUACAAUCUUUUGGGGUAUCACCAAUGCUAAAGAAACCCAGCACCGCCGCAAUACAGCAACAGACCUCCACACCUAUACAAACAGCAGCAGCCUCACACGGAAUUAAGCGAUCGCCGCAAAGACCGAUUUCAUCUCCCGCCGCCACAAAUGUUGAUAAAUCAUCAGCAGCAGCAGAGAGCAAUGCAAAAUCUCUCAUGGCAAAAGAACAAUCAUCCGCAAAUCCCAACCGUUUUGAGAACUCCAAUGCUCCUAGUAGUGGUAUAGCUACAUUACCACCGCACAUUCAAUAUGGUUAUAUUGUAUCGCCAAACUAUACGGAAUGCAAAUUUGUUGCCAAACGUGUUAUGGACGAAUUUUAUGUUAAAGUACCCACUGUGGGUAUUUUAAAAUUAAUUGGUCUCUCAGCUGUCAAUAAUUAUCUGAAUAAGUAA